GAAGCAUGUGCAGUAUUAUUUGGGUGAUUGUCUUCGAGGAAUGUUCACCUCAUUAGAUGUGUAUUGUUUACAGAGCUACACAUCGGGAGAUUUAUUAAGUGUAAUGGAAUACAGUAAAAAAAAAAACAUUACCGCCAGGGGUAUUGCAUGAACAUUAUAAUAUUAAUAUACAAUCCGGAUAAUGGUUUUGCCACAUUCCAGUCAGAUUUCAGUGGGUGCUUGUAGUGGUUUUUACGUCAUAGAUAUUUGUGUAAACAAGCGAAAUGAGUAACCAGCAGCGAGCCUCACAGCUCCUGCGAGAGGCUGCAGCUCUUCUACAUGAACAACAAGCAUUCACAGCUCCUGGUCAGAAUACAGAGACUGUGACAGCUGGGACAGAGUACAUCAGACCGACUGUACACAUGCACACAAGUCAGCUACGGGUGGCAACAAGAUCUCUGUUUGCGCCUUAUUCUAACAGAGGUCAUCAUCGCAGAAGAACAAGUACAACAGCAGCACCACCCGUCUCGUUUUGGUCUCACAGAUUUUGUGCCUUAAGUAGUUGCACACAAGACAUCACACCAUAUCGUGAAGAGAAGUAUAGACUCUUCCAGGCUGGUCUGGGGGAAAAAAUAAUUCAUUUGUUAAAUCUUCAGACCAAGCACAAUUUCUCGACAAGCUGGUGGAAACCUACCCAAAACUGAAGGACAUAGGAGGAUUGGAGCUACUUAGGACUUCAUUAACAUCAAGAAAUAAGCUUGACAUCAUUCCAUUACCACCAGGCGGUUAUAACGCGGCCUAUCUAUUAAUGGUUUGUUUGGCCAAGCCCUGUGCUUCAUCAGGCCAAUCCAGAGGGACAUAUCAGUGGAGGAUGCCACCAUAGAUGAAAGGAUUUGUGAAGGAGGCAGGGAGAUAUGUCAAAAUGUGGCGAGAGCAUUCCCUUAACCAAUCUGAGAGACCACAUCACAGUGUGCGGUGAUGGCGAAAGAAAGGAGCCUUCUACUGGAACCAGAAGGACAACUCAGCUCCCAGUGUGCCAGUUUGCCUGUUUACCAGUCCACACCGACUGUGAAUUACCUGACAUCAUGACAGAUACCUAGAACAACAGGACAGUGUCCCCUCUGUCAGAUGACAUUGCCUCUUGAUGUGCUAGAGGAUCAUGCUGCAGAAUGUGGAGAGAUGAGUUCAGGAGGUCCAAAAUCCUUUCCCACCAUUAUGGAGGAGAAAUUGUCUGAACUUAAAGGAAAGAAGGAAGAAUUUACCAUCCGCGUAGUUAGAAGACUCUUCCAUGCCACUGCUUUAGACCAGCUUGGUGAAGCCAGACAAGAGGACUGGUCAAACACUGUAAAAAAUUCAGUUUAUAGGAGAAGAGGGAGUGGAUGCUGGAGGAUUGAUUUUUGAAUUUUUUUCGCUGUUCUUCGAAAAAACUAACAUUUUCAAUAACCGUGGCACAUUUACCGUUGAUGCUAAAAUGCUAGAAGAAAAGACAUAUACCAUCAUGGGGAAACUUAUGCAAUGGUUGCCAUUUAUUGGCAUCCAGGACCGAAGGCCUUAAGUGCACAUCUUGUCACAUUUAUACUAAGAGGCCAAGAACCCACCAUUGAAGAGAUUUCAGACAACUGCUUUGGUGAGGAUGUCAGGAAUGCAAUAAGAGAGAUUUCUGAAUGUUCUCUUGAUACUACAUUCGGCAACAAUGUGGCAUCACUUCAAGAAGCUGGUUUCAGGAAUGUACUGAUGGACGAAAACAAAGCUAUGGCCAUAUCUGCACUUAAACUGCACAAUGGCUUUUACAAAUUCCUAGGACCAUUUAUGCAGUUUAUGGAAGACCUCAAACUUCAUGGAGUACUUGAGGCUUUAAAGGCCAGCAGUUCUGAUGCUGAAGCCAUCUUGGGGAUAAGCAGCAGCCACACAUCAGCUGAUACUGUCGUUGAUCUAUUCAGCCCAUCCUACUCGGCAGACAAGAAGAAAAAAGAGAAUGAGGAAAUGAUUAUCUACAACUUCAGCAACUUCCUCAAAAAAGUUGAGCGUGGACAGAUUGAAACACCAUGGCUGAAUUUGGACGAGCCAUACAGCACAAAAAACGUUACCAUCAACAUGGGCCACGUGUUGCAAGCGCUAUUUGGGUGCCCAAGACCACCUAGAAAUAUAACAGCAGGGACAGGUCUAAUUGAAUUUAACCAUAAAGACAAUAGACUGUCACAUGUGAAAACUUGUGCGCCAUCUCUUUGCUUUGCAGCCACUAGGUCCUUGAACAAUUAUAAUGAACUUGAAAAACACAUGAUGCACAUUAUUAGAGACAGUGACGGAUUUGCACUUACUUGAGGUGCUUCUGUAUGCAGUGUGUUUUUUUUUACAUUUUAUUAGCUCGUCUGAUUUUUGAAAAAAAUUAAGAGCUAUUGUCCUUGAUUGUCAUCGUCGGAGGCGUUGGUUAAGUUUUGCGUUUAGGUCACUUACAUGCAAUAUAUCAAAGCUAUCACUUUGAAACUUGGGGAACUUGUUUAUCUUAUACAUUUCUUCACAUUGUACCCUAAAGAUGAGUCUCAUCUAUUUUUUGCGGGGAAAAACAUGAAUUUGAAUGGAUUUUGGUUGAUUUUGAGAAUUGGACAUAGUUUCCUCAUUUAUUGUAGGAUUGAUUUCUAUUUUUUUCACAGACAAUAAAUGGAUAAUGCUAUUCAAUAUAUCAUACAGAUUUUUGAGUUAAACAUUUGGAAGGGUAUGUAGGGGAGGGUGGGGGAUAUGUUAGUAUUUUUGGAUUUUAGCUAGUCUGAUUUUUAGCUCACCUUAGCGGUAGGCUGAGGGUGAGCUAUUUGGAUCGCUGAAUGUCCGUCGUCCAUCCGCACUUAGUUUGAUAACACUCUAGUGGUCACAUUUUUGCCUCAAUUGUCACGAAACUUGGUCAGGAUGUUUGUCCCAGUAAUUACUCCGACGAGAUCGAAUAUGGGUCAUCUGGGAUGAAAAACUAGGUCACAUGACCCAAAAAAGAAAAAUCUUGUUAACACUCUAGAGGCUACGUUUUCAGCCUAAAUAUCCUGGAAAUAUGUCAGAAAGGUUGUUUUGGUAUUUUUUAAGUCAAGUUCGAAUAUGGGUCAUCAAGGGUCAAAAACACAGAGCCCAAAUAUGGAAAAACCUUGUGAACACUCAAAUCCAGACCCUUGUGUUGAAUUUAUCCCUGCCCAACAGUUUAGACCGUUUUACAGGUGAGCGAUCUAGGGCCAUCAUGGCCCUCUUGUUUAAGUUUUGUGCUUGAGUCACCUACAUGUAAACUAUGAAAGCUAUCAAUUUCAAACUUCAAAUACCUGUUCACUAUUAAAUGUAUGUUUAAGGAUAAAAUCAGACGAGCAUUCAGCACCCGCAGGCGGUGCUCUUGUUUAUAAUACAUCAAUGAGAUAAUACAUUUACAAUGUAUAGUGAAUAAUUACAUAUUGAAUGCCUGUAUACCGGUAUAAUAUUUAGUAUUCCGAUAGGUGUACUCAAAAUUCAGCCCACUGAAUGAAAAAUGUAGUUGAAAUUAGUAAAAAUAAAAAAAAAGCUGUUUUUGUCUGUUCAGGAAAGCA
This is a messenger RNA of Mya arenaria, 3533 nucleotides long. RefSeq lists its product as uncharacterized. NCBI's taxonomy places the organism in Eukaryota, Metazoa, Mollusca, Bivalvia, Myida, Myidae. Bases 1495 to 2301 code for a protein of 268 amino acids. The transcript is spliced from 10 exons. The record is from RefSeq and is a predicted model, not a curated record.